AUGUCUUAUCAAGGUGGUAAUCCCGGUGGUCAUGAUGAUGGCCACAAUCUCCAACAAUACCCUCCAUCCACAUACCAUAUGCCUCCUCCCCGAGACUACGAUUCGGAUGAUGACCAAGAGAGAGUUCCUCUUAACACCGGACAAGCUGGGGGUCCUUUUCAAGCCCCUUUUGACGACCCGAUGAGUCGUUCAACAACACCAGGCGGUUCACAAAGGCCAAACACUGGCUACUCACUAUCUGAGAGCUACGCCGGUCCUCCGGGAGCGGGAGCUGAGGGUCCCGGAUAUCCUCAGGGUGGUGACCCCAAUGUUAACUUCAACAACCGUGCUCCAAGUCCAUAUGCUAGGUCCGAUACUUCAUCCACCGAAGCCUGGCGUCAGAGACAGGCCCCUACAGGAAUGAGACGUUAUGCUACAAGGAAGAUUAAGCUUCAGCAAGGUCAGGUCUUGGCUAUUGACUACCCAGUGCCAUCUGCUAUUCAAAAUGCGGUUCAGGCCAAGUACAGGCAGCCGGACGUUGAGGGUGGCAGUGAAGAAUUUACACACAUGCGAUAUACCGCUGCAACUUGUGAUCCUGAUGAUUUCACCCUGAGAAAUGGGUACAAUCUACGUCCUGCCAUGUACAACAGACACACUGAGCUGCUUAUUGCUAUCACCUACUAUAACGAAGACAAGGUGCUAACAGCACGUACUCUUCACGGUGUUAUGCAAAAUAUCCGUGAUAUCGUCAAUCUUAAGAAGUCAGAGUUCUGGAACAAGGGUGGACCGGCUUGGCAGAAGAUUGUCGUCUGUCUUGUUUUCGACGGUAUUGACCCCUGUGACAAAGAUACUCUUGACGUUCUUGCGACAGUCGGUAUUUUCCAGGACGGUGUAAUGAAGAAGGAUGUCGACGGAAAGGAGACUACCGCCCACAUUUUCGAAUACACCACACAGCUUUCCGUGACUGCCUCCCAGCAGCUCAUCCGCCCUCGUGAUGAUGACCCAACCUGUUUCCCCCCAGUGCAGAUGAUGUUCUGUCUGAAACAGAAGAACUCCAAGAAGAUCAACUCCCACAGAUGGCUGUUCAACGCCUUCGGUCGUCUUUUGAACCCCGAGGUGUGUGUGUUGUUGGAUGCUGGUACUAAGCCUGGUGCGAAGUCGAUCCUUGCCCUUUGGGAGGCUUUCUACAACGACAAGGACUUGGGUGGUGCUUGUGGUGAGAUCCACGCUAUGUUGGGUAAGGGAGGAAAGAACUUGUUGAAUCCAUUGGUUGCUACCCAGAACUUUGAGUACAAAAUCUCAAAUAUUCUGGAUAAACCCCUGGAGGCUGCUUUCGGAUAUGUCUCUGUGUUGCCUGGUGCUUUCUCUGCUUACAGAUUCCGUGCUAUUAUGGGUCGUCCUUUGGAGCAGUACUUCCACGGAGAUCACACCCUGUCAGCCCGUCUCGGAAAGAAAGGUAUCGAGGGGAUGAACAUUUUCAAGAAGAACAUGUUCUUGGCCGAGGAUCGUAUUCUGUGUUUCGAGUUGGUCGCAAAAGCUGGAUCAAAGUGGCAUCUUACCUACGUCAAGACAUCAAAGGCCGAAACCGAUGUACCAGAAAGUGCGCCUGAGUUCAUCUCACAACGUCGUCGUUGGCUUAACGGUUCGUUCGCUGCCAGUAUCUACUCCCUGAUGCAUUUCGGGAGAAUGUACGCCAGUAGUCACAACAUCAUCCGUAUGAUCUUCUUCCACAUACAGCUUCUUUACAACAUCUUCUCUGUCAUCAUGUCUUGGUUUGGUUUGGCGAAUUUCUGGCUUACAACAACUGUUAUCAUGGACCUUGUUGGUGACCCAAGUGAUUCGGAACGAACAAACGGGAGAUCUCCAUGGCCUUUCGGUGAAGCUACUCCGAUUUUCAACACCAUCAUUAAAUACACCUACCUUGCCUUCCUUCUGCUGCAGUUCAUUCUUGCCUUGGGUAACAGACCUAAGGGUUCGAAAUUUACUUACAUCGUCUCGUUCGUCGUCUUCGGUCUCAUUCAGUUCUACAUCAUUAUCUUGUCGUUUUAUCUUGUCGUAAAAGCGUUUACUGGAAAGGCUGGUUUCUCGGAACUCGAGGCGAGCAGUGUUAGCGAAUUUGUCACCAAGUUCUUCAACUCCAACACCGGUCUUAUCAUUAUCGCUCUUGCUGCCACCUUCGGUCUGUACUUCGUUGCAUCGAUUAUGUACCUUGACCCGUGGCACAUGAUUCACAGUUUCCCUCAGUACCUUCUCACAGUUUCCUCAUACAUCAACAUCCUCAACGUCUACGCUUUCAGCAAUUGGCACGAUGUUACCUGGGGUACCAAGGGUUCCGACAAGGCUGAAGUGUUGCCAUCUGUGGUCACGAAAGUAGCAGAAGAUGGUAAAGCCAAGGUUAUUGAAGAGCCCGACAAGCCGCAAGCAGAUAUCGAUCAGGCAUUCGAGGUUACUGUCAAGCGUGCUUUGUCUCCCUUUGUUCCUGUCGUUGAAGACGACAAGAAGACCCUUGACGAUUCCUACAAAUCUUUCCGUACUAGACUUGUAACUGCCUGGAUCUUCAUGAACGCUGGUCUUGCUGCUGUCAUCACUUCAGAUACCUUCGAUCAGUUUGGUUUCUCACAAGCAAACGUCGCCUCCAAGAGAACUGCCAAGUAUUUCCAGGCCUUGCUCUGGGCAACCGCCGCCUUGUCUUUAGUUCGUUUCUUGGGAUGUUGUUACUUCCUUGGAAGAGCUUCUAUUCUCUGCUGUUUUGCAAGACGUUAA
Messenger RNA from Morchella importuna, 2742 nucleotides. RefSeq lists its product as uncharacterized. The record is from RefSeq and is a predicted model, not a curated record. Gene Ontology annotation, cellular component: cell septum; cell periphery. Gene Ontology annotation, molecular function: chitin synthase activity. NCBI's taxonomy places the organism in Eukaryota, Fungi, Ascomycota, Pezizomycetes, Pezizales, Morchellaceae. The transcript is spliced from 5 exons. Bases 1 to 2742 code for a protein of 913 amino acids.